Drosophila serrata is the source of this 405-nucleotide messenger RNA. It is a transcript of the gene Obp99d, whose product is annotated as Odorant-binding protein 99d. NCBI's taxonomy places the organism in Eukaryota, Metazoa, Arthropoda, Insecta, Diptera, Drosophilidae. The record is from RefSeq and is a predicted model, not a curated record. Gene Ontology annotation, molecular function: odorant binding.
CGCGGGAUGAGCAGCAUCCUCCUCCUGCUCCUCCUGCUGAUGGCCAUCGGAGCCGAGGCAGCUUCAUUUUGGCAACUGCCGAAGACGGAGCAGGUGUACCAAGAUCUGGCCAGUUGCCGUGAGGCAACGCAAGGCGAGGAGGCAGCCACUUUGAGGUGUUUGGUCAAAUCCCUGGGACUCUGGACCGACGAGGCUGGGUACCAGGCGAGGAGAAUAGCCAAGAUCUUUGCGGGCCACAACCAAAUGGAGGAACUGAUGCUGGUGGUCAACUACUGCAACCGGAAGGAGGAGCAACGGACGCAGCCGGAUGAGUGGGCUUUGAGGGCCUACAGGUGUGCCACUUCCGGUAGAUUCGGACAUUGGGUCAGGGAUUUUAUGAAGCCAAAGGAGCAAGAUUUAAAGUAA